This is a messenger RNA of Diaporthe batatas, 1191 nucleotides long. RefSeq lists its product as uncharacterized. The coding region runs from base 1 to 1191 and encodes 396 amino acids. The record is from RefSeq and is a predicted model, not a curated record. Gene Ontology annotation, biological process: RNA processing. NCBI's taxonomy places the organism in Eukaryota, Fungi, Ascomycota, Sordariomycetes, Diaporthales, Diaporthaceae. The transcript has 2 exons. Gene Ontology annotation, cellular component: nucleus. Gene Ontology annotation, molecular function: mRNA binding.
AUGGCCGACCCAACCACCCAAACUGAGGCAACCCAGCCCGAGGCGUCUGCCCCCGUCACAGAGACCGCCACCGACGCUGCUCCCGCCGUCGAGACCACUCAGGAUGAGCCUGCCAAGGCUGCCACGUCCGAGCAGGCUGCGGCGACUGAGAAGAACGGAGACACUGUUAUGGAAGAGGGUGACGCCAAGGAGGACAAGGACCGCAGCGCCCACAAGACCGGAGCGCAUGCCCAGCACCACGACAACAAGAGCAAAUUCGAUCCUUCCGUCUUGUCUGUCACCGAUGACCCCCAUAUGAUCCGUGUCCAGGUCGAGUUCUACUUUGGCGACAACAACCUGCCUCAGGACAAGUACAUGUGGAAUUUGUCGGGAGGUUUCGAAAACAACCCCGUCCCCCUCAAGACGAUCUGCUCAUUCGGUCGUAUGCGCCGUUUCCAACCCUACGAGGCCGUCGUCAAGGCUCUGCGCGACAGCCAGUUCUUGGUCAUCUCCGGUGAGGACGGCAAAGAGACAGUAGCACGCAAGGUCGCCUACAAGUCUUCCAGGCCUGGCGACAAGUUCCCGGUCUCCGUCUACGUCAAGGGCUUCGGAGACGAGCAGCCGUCCACUCAGUUCGACAUCGAGGCGUUCUUCGCCAAGUUCGGGCCAGUUAAUGCCAUCCGACUUCGCCGAGAUGAUGACCAUCUUUUCAAGGGCUCCGUCUUCGCAGAAUUCGAGUCGGAGGAGCACGCCAAGGCGUUCUUGGCCCUUGACCCCCCGCCCAAGUAUGAGGGGCGUGACCUGAAGAUCAUGUCUAAGCGAGACUAUGUCGACGAGAAGACCCAGCUGAUCAAGGAGGGGAAGCUCGAGCCCAGCAAGAGCAAGGGUCCUCGAACCUUCUGGGAGGGCCAGGACCUCAGCCGUGAUCGCAAGGGAGACCGCUUCAGGGGUGACAAAGAUGACUGGAAGGCCCGCAAGGAUUACGACCGCAAGAGCAACAACCGAGGCGGCCGAGGUGGACGUGGGCGGGGUCGUGGAGGUCGUGGUCGAGGCGGCCGCGAUUUCGACCGCAACAGGCGUGAUGGAGACCGCAGGGACAACGCCGACGGCGAGAAGUCUGGCGAGUCCAACGGCAAGCGCUCUCGCGAUGAGGAUGGCGCCGCCGCCCAGGAGCCCCCAGCCAAGAAGGUCGACACCAAGGCAGAGGCUUGA